Molecule: messenger RNA, 3370 nt
Organism: Ylistrum balloti
Lineage: Eukaryota; Metazoa; Mollusca; Bivalvia; Pectinida; Pectinidae
Product: NAD-dependent protein deacetylase sirtuin-1-like
Exons: 10
Coding region: 239-2461 (740 amino acids)
Molecular function (GO): NAD+ binding
Source: RefSeq, a predicted model, not a curated record
UGACUGUGAUUUUUCCUGUACAUCUAAUGUUGAUUCAACAGGUACAAGAAAAGGAUCAGAAUCUCAAACGCACCAGAACAACGCGAGUUCAUCCGACAUAGUGAAUGGUAAUUAUGAUGUGGCAAGGCAGGACGCGCUAACCGAGGAAACCAACAAUCAAGGACAACUUGUGCACAAUAAUGUUGAGGGAGAUACUGAUGGAGUGGGUGAUCUAGACAACUUGAGUGAUGUCAGUGACAUGUCUGGACUGAGUGAAGAUGCCUGGCAAACCACAUCACCUGGUUCCAUGAUGUGGGUUCAAGAUCAGAUGAUGACAGGAAUCAAUCCUCGUGUCAUUCUCAAUGACCUGAUCAUGUCAGACGUCCUUAUUCCGGAAGAUAUGGAUGAUUUUACUCUUUGGAAAAUAAUCGUCAAUAUCAUGUCUGAACCCCCAAGAAGAAAGAAGCUUCUUCAUGUUAAUACCAUGGAUGAUGUCCUUCAUCUUCUGAAGACUUGUAGUAAGAUCAUGGUAUUGACAGGAGCAGGGGUGUCAGUAUCAUGUGGUAUCCCUGAUUUUAGGUCUAGGAAUGGUAUAUAUGCCAGACUAGCUGUUGACUUUCCAGAUCUUCCUGACCCUCAGGCAAUGUUUGAUAUCAAAUACUUCAGGGCUGACCCAAGACCUUUCUUCAAAUUUGCAAAGGAAAUCUAUCCAGGCCAGUUUGAACCGUCCAAAUCUCACAAAUUCAUCAAAAUGUUAGAAGGUCGGGGGAAGCUUCUGCGCAACUAUACACAGAACAUUGAUACUCUGGAGCAAGUGGCAGGCAUAAGCAGUGUUAUUCAGUGCCAUGGAUCAUUUGCCAAUGCUACUUGUAUGGUUUGCAAACACAAGAUGAAUGCAGAUGAUAUUAAGGAAGAUAUUUUCAAACAAGUAAUCCCCCACUGUCCCAAGUGUCCCCUAGAAGACCCUGCAGCAGUGAUGAAGCCAGAUAUAGUAUUCUUUGGAGAAAGUCUUCCUGAGGAAUUUCAUCAACAGAUGGCUGCUGAUAAAGAUAAAUGUGAUCUACUCAUUGUCAUUGGGUCAUCACUGAAAGUUCGCCCAGUUGCUCUUAUUCCAAAUUCUUUACCUCCUGAUGUUCCACAAAUUCUCAUUAACCUGGAACCUCUUAAGAACAUGACCUUUGAUGUUGAACUGCUUGGCAAUUGUGACACUAUAGUCAGUGAGUUGUGUAAGAGACUGCAAUGGGAGGGAAUUUCUAGUCUGUCUGAACCACCCAUGGAAGAGGUGACCAAAUGCCAGCUGAAGACUCCUCCUCCAUAUCCUAUGGCAGAUGAUGUGUUUCCUGUUGAGAAAAUUACUGAUAAGACUAUUAACAAAAUAGAGAAUCAGGAUGGAAAACUCGAAGAAGUUGUGAGUGAUAGCAAACAACUGGCAGGAAAUUCAAGUCUUGAUUCAAUUAAAGGUCAGACUUCAGAUAACUCUGUUGUAGGUCAAAGUUCAAUGUGUAAUACAAACCAAGUGGAGGCUGGUCAACCACAGGACACUGAAGUGGGUCAAAGUUCAGAUCUCCAUGUUUGUUCUUCAGAGGAUAAAGUUAUCGGUCAAAAUCAUUGUGCACAAUCUUUACAAGAAAAUGUGAGUACUUCUAUACCUGUCAUGGACCAAAAAAUUAUUAGGUCUGCUGAUACAUGUAAACAUCCUCAGCAGAGUGUGACAGAAAGAGCUGUAGAACCAGACAUAUCUAAUCUGCAGCAAAGUGACAAACAUUCUACUACUCCCAUUGCUGAAUCAACUACUGCAACUAAAACAUUGACACCCAAAGAAUGUGAGAUUACUCCUUUGGACAAUAACACAAGUCCUUUGGACAGUAACACAAGUCCUUUGGACAGUAACACAAGUCCUUUGGACAAUAAUACAAAGGUUGUAUUGGGCAAUGCUGAAGAAGACCUGAAUUCUGACUUGGAGACAAACAAGAAUUUCCAGCAGGGAUCAAGCUGCUCCCAAGAGAAUUCAGACCUAGAAAUGAUGAGGAGCAUGUGGCAGCCAAAGCGUCAUGACAGUCUCUCCAAACGGUUAGAGGAAAACCAAUUCUUGUACCUGGCACCAUGUCGGUAUGUGUUUUCGGGAGCGGAGGUUUAUGACAGUAGUGAUGAUGAAACAGAUGAAAGAAAAUCUUCAACAUCAUCAAGUUGUUGUUCUAUUGACUCUAGGUUGGGUGAUAGAGUAGACAACCAAGAGUGUGAUAUGGAAAUGUCACCUUGUGUCCAACCCUCGGAGUGUUCACAGCCAAAUGACCAGGUGUCCACUACUCAGUCCAACAGUAAAGAAAGCACACUUGUUCCUCAGUCAAAUGACCAGGUGUCAACUACACACUCCAACAGUACAGAAAGCACACCUGUUCCUCAGUCAAAUGACCAGGUGUCAACAACUCAGUCAAUCAGUAGAGAAAGCACACCUGUGGUGUCUUCUGAAGCUAUAGACUAGCUUAGAUGUAAACAAAGCACACUUGCGUACUAAUGUGAUUGGCAUAGUGAGAAUUAGAGAAGGCACAGCUGCUGUGUCUACUGAUGUCAAAGUCAGAAACAUGUUAUGCAGGUUGUGUCUACUAAAGCUUUUGGCCAGUUUAGAUAUAGAGAAAUGCAACUGCUGUGUCUGCAUACACAGGAAUCAUUAACAUGAUGAAAAAAUACAUACAUAGAGAAAGAGGUCUGUAUUGACACUAUCUUGUUUACAUUAUCAGCUACUUAGUCCUGAUUAAGAGAAUGGAUAGCUGUCUUGUCGGUAUACAUUGUCAGCUACUCCAUUGUGAUUAAGAGAAUGGACAACUGUCUUGUCUGUUUACACUAACAGCUACUCUAAUCUGUCCUGAUGAAGAGAAUGGGCAACUGUCUCGUCUGUUCACAUUAUCAGCUACUUGGUUGUAAAGAAAGAGAAUGUUGUGUCUUCUUAAACUAUAAGCUUCAUAGUCCUGAAGUCCAUUGUAUCCAUGAUUUUGGUUUUUAUACUCUCAUAUUUUUUAUUUCAAUUCCAAAGUUUUCUUUUCAGAUACUAUUUUCAACAACCCCAACUUAUUAGAACAAGACUUAGCAUUGGAUGUCUAAAACACCAUCCAAAUGGUUCGUAACUUGAAUUUGACAAAAUUAUUGCAUAUAAGAUAAUUUUUUUUUUCCAAAUCAGACAGUAAUUGUCAAUAUAGAUUGCUUAUAAAUGGUCAAAUUUCAACAAACGUUUAUUAUGGCCUCACCCAUGAAUAGGCUGAGGCCUUCACCCCAUCCGUCCACCACACUGUGGUUAGACUUUAUAUUUAGGUCAUUUUCUUAAUAAUUGUUUUAGGAUGGUUAUAAAUUUUUUGAAUGUGUGUUUUUUCGGAGACAAUUUUAAUGUAGAGUUCAA